Messenger RNA from Coregonus clupeaformis (lake whitefish), 3414 nucleotides. Its product is annotated as photoreceptor ankyrin repeat protein-like. Bases 394 to 1779 code for a protein of 461 amino acids. The transcript is spliced from 6 exons. NCBI's taxonomy places the organism in Eukaryota, Metazoa, Chordata, Actinopteri, Salmoniformes, Salmonidae. Gene Ontology annotation, molecular function: protein binding. The record is from RefSeq and is a predicted model, not a curated record.
ACCUGGGAGGAGGAUGGUGUGGCGGUGGUGAUCCAUCGGACAGCCUAUGCACACCGUGAGGAGGGGGCUAGAGCAGGCUAGCUGGAGCAGCACGGGGCUGUUGUUACUGGUACUUAGCCAGACAAACUCCUCCAAAAGCUCAGAGGAACGGAAGAGGGAAUGCUGUAUUGACCCAGGGAGAGGGAGAAAGGGAGUAAACAGAGGGAGAGAGAAGAGGACAGUACCUCCAUUGGAUAGACAAUCAUUUUAUGGGAGCAGCUGGGAUGUGGAAAUCAUUAGCAGGGUCCAGGCAGGGUCCUCGCCACAGUGUGUGAUCUCAUCCUCCUGUGGGCAGAGGAGGCCUCUGGUCGGGCGUGAUCCCCUGCUCUCGGUGGUCCACCUGGAGGUCCAGUGAUGGCUCAUGCACGAGAUGAUCCCCACCUGGGCGCCGGCCCAUCCGAGGAUUCUGAACUCUCUGAGAAUGAGUCAGAAACGGCGAGCUUGGUGUCGGAGGACUCUAUCAUGCCAGACUAUGAGAUGGAGCGGGGUGGAGGGGGCACCACCUUUACGCUGUACGAGGCCUGUAACAGGAACGAGGCGCUAACGUUACGGAGGGUCCUGGAGAGGGGGGUUACUAAGGAAGAGGUUAUGGAGCUGGAUAUCAAUGGCAGGAAUGGCCUGAUGCUUGCAGUCUCCAGAGGCUAUGUGGACAUAGUCUAUGGUCUACACACAUGUCCACUGAUCGAUAUUAACCAUCAGGACAACGAAGGCAACACAGCACUGAUGAUCGCUGCCCAGGCCGGCUACGUCUCCAUCCUGAACUUCAUCCUGAACUACUACCCUAAGGUAGACCUGGAGGUGAGGGACAUCCGGGGCUUCACUGCCCUCAUCAAGGCAGCCAUACAGGGCAGGGUAGACUGUGUGUCUUCCCUCCUCAUGGCCGGUGCGGAUAUCAAUGUAGUGGAUGAGGUCAGAGGGAAAGGCAUCACGGACUGGGCCCUGAAGACGGGUCGCUUCGAGGUCCUGCAGCGUCUCCGUGUCCUCCAGGCGCACCCCAUUGCUGAGCAGUUCUGCGACAGCUAUGUGAUUGAGUGGCCCGAGCUGAAGGAGCUGGUUGCCAAAGCCAUGAGCCCCAAAACACUGACCCAACGUCUGAAGGACAGCCUGACCAUUAGCUUACCCAAUGACCCUCAGGACAACGGAGUGAUGGACCACCUGGUGAGGAUGACCACAUCCAUCCACAGCCCUCUAGUCUCCACGGGCUGCCGGCCCCUCUGCCCCACAAGCCCCCCCGAGGUUGGGAAGCGCCGCCUGGCUGUGCCGGAGCUGAUGGAGAAGCACAGCAGCAAGGACCUGGAGGAAAGCUCUGUGUGUCAUAGUAACGGUGUGAAAUGUUCCUUCACGCCUGCGCCAGCGUCAUCGAGCUCCUUCUCGCUCACCAACUGCUGCUCGAACACGGAGCGGAGGGAUAGUGGUCUCUCGACGGCUGCUAAUGGCUUACGGAACUUCCUCCCUCGUUCCAUGACCCACCAGAACUCCGUAUUCCCGUCCGGUUGCAUCCCCAAGAUCACCUUCACUAAGUCUCUGGACAAAACACCUAAGAAGGCGAAGAAGGUGAAGAGGCACAAGGGCCACCUGGAGCCUCCGGUCUGGAAGUACAAGUCGGAGAAGGAGGAGAAGAAAAAGGAAAAGCAGAAGUUGGAGGAAGAGAAGGAAGCGCAAGAGAAGGCACUUAAGAAAGUUAAGAAGAAGGCAGCCAAGGCGGCAGCCAAGGCAAAGGAGCCCGCCAAGGCAAGUUAAACUGCCAACUGUCUGUCGUUAAACUGCCACAGAGUGGGAGCACAGAACCCUGGGAAAAUAGAACGACCUCUGUGCUGUCAUCAGAUGGAAGAGGAAGCGAGACCCCCCACUUGCAGUUUUUGUUUUCUGGUUGAAUGAAAGUCAAUGAACUAAGUAGACCAGAGCCAGCUGCUAUUGCAUUGGUGUCUAUGGGAGACCCACCCCUGUUAAGUAAUUUUUUUCAAUGCUUCAGUGAUUUAUCCACCAUCUUUGCUGUCAUCUCCUACCAACUCCAUUGUAUCCACUGUGAUGAUGUCAUAUAAGGAGGACAAGGGGACGGCUCCCCUGUGGUGGCACCUGCCUGGGGUCAUCAUGGAGGCCCAGUUGCACCCCUACAGUGGGGCCUCCAAUAACAUGGGUGGAAACUAGCAUCUGAGCUGGACUAAGUCAAAUGGAUGGACUGUUGUUUUUCCUCUCUGCUGGGAUAUGCUGCUAUAAGGCAAUGGCCUGGACAUUCCUAGACAUUAUUAUUCAUGUAUCUUUCAAGUGGAAUUCGCGUUUUCUGUGUUAACUUAUUUAGUUUAUUUAUUUAUUUUUGGAGAGUUCAGUCGUUAUAAAUAUCAGUAGAUUUUGUUUGGUCUUCCACGCUCUUAACUAACCAUUCGAAACUGUGAAGGAACCAGAGCCAUAGCAAAGAAAUGUAUAAUUUCUGAUAAGCAAGGGCUUGUACUUACUGAAAAAGAAAACAGGACAUUAACAUGAGUUAGGUAAAUGAUGAGGGAGGAUUAUGGACAAGGUUUCAGAGUUUACUGUUUGAUAAACCUCAUGGUCAGAUAUACCACAACCAGACCUGGGUUCAAAUACAAUUUAAAAGGAUUUCAAAUGCUUCAGCUGUGCUUAAGAGAGCUUGUCUGUUGAUAUGGAACCAAUAGAAAAGUCCCAAAAGUGCAAACCGCACCUACCUGGCACUCCAGGCAGGCUAAAGCAAACACUGAAUGUUUUUGUAAGAUUCCGAAUAGUAUUUGAACCCAGGUCUGACCACAAUGCACAUCUGAGUUCCAAUCUACUCUAUGCUUUGUUUUCCUAUGUACUCCAAUCAGCUGUCUUCCAAAGAAGUUGAUUUUACACUCUUACCGUUGACAGGACUUUUGUGAGAGAUGUUUUUUAUCAAGAGUUGUAAUAUAAUAUCAGGGAUCCCCUCAGUUUUGAUGAGGCUCAGGUACUUAAAGAUAAGCCUGAGUGGCUUAUUAUUACGUUGCACAAACCUGCUUAGUUAGAAGAAGUCUUACAUUACAAACAUGUUGUUUGUAGAUCCAGUUCACAUGUUGUGAUAGAGCUGAAAUGUGAAGUAUGUUGUUCAGUAGGAAUCAACUUCUGUCCUAAUAGUAUGUGGUGGUUAUUUUUAAAUAACACUAUCGCCCUCAUCAAAGAUUCAGAAAGACUUAGAAACAUAUGUGUAGUGACAAUUGCCAGUCAAAAAUAUAUGCACUCACUCAUGUAAGUCACUCUGGAUAAGAGAGUCUGCUAAAUGACUAAAAAUGUAAAAAUGUAAAAGCCAUUGAUGUGUCAGAAACGGCUCCUACAGUAUGAAAAGGUAUGAUAGGCCUAAUGAAUAUCCUAUUACAAAACCAAACAUUAAAACGUUUAACAACACAA